Molecule: messenger RNA, 4942 nt
Organism: Raphanus sativus (radish)
Lineage: Eukaryota; Viridiplantae; Streptophyta; Magnoliopsida; Brassicales; Brassicaceae
Exons: 5
Coding region: 545-4942 (1465 amino acids)
Biological process (GO): telomere maintenance; DNA repair
Molecular function (GO): DNA helicase activity
Source: RefSeq, a predicted model, not a curated record
ACAAAUGAGAACUCAUUUAAGAAGCUGCCUCAAAAGCGUCAAAGAAAAGUGACAUCAAAAAUUUUGAAAGAUAUUACAAAUAUUCAGUUUUCUUUGGAUUCUGAAAGUCAACAAUCACCAUCUCCUCCACUUUUUCCAGAUACCGACUUUGGAGGUUUCUUUUCACAUUUUUAUUAAGUCGUUUUUUUAUCAGACCUUUAAAAUAAUAAAUUCAUAUAAUUUUAAAUUGUUUUGCAGGAAUUGUUGAUGAAACUGGUGACCUUGAAUUUGAUUGUAGCUCUCUAGAUACUACUGAUUCAGAAUCUGAAACUGAUGACGUAAAUUGUCCAUUUUCAAAACAUGGUUUACGUGAUAAACCUACGUCUACAGCAGCUACAGCAGAGCUAAACAAAGAUGGUAUUGUCUUUUACAAAUUAUUUAUAACUAUAUUUUAUAAUAUUAUGAUUUUUUUUACAAAUAUGUGUCUAAUGUUUCAUUUCUUUUUGUAAAUACAGAGUAUACUGAUGAGGGUGAUCCAAUUUACACAUGUUCACACUGUGGUGCUAUGAUGUGGUAUGGAGAACGUUUGAACAAACGACGGAAUGCUAAGAAUCCUACAUUUUCCUUAUGUUGUAUGCAAGGACAAGUGCAGUUGCCUUUACUAAAAGAACCACCAAGUGUUCUAAAACAGUUGAUUGAAGGUGAUGAUUCAGAAAGCAAGCAUUUCCAGAAGAAUAUGAGACCUUAUAACAUGAUCUUUUCAUUUACUUCACUUGGUGGGAAAGUAGAGAGAUCUGUUAAAAAGGGAAAAGGACCACCGAUGUUAGUUCUACAAGGUGAAAAUUAUCAUCUUAUGGGCAGUUUAGCUCCCAAUAGUGACAACCGAGCGAAGUUCGGACAGCUUUACAUAGCUGACACAGAAAAUGAAGUUGAGAACAGAGCUAAAUGUUUGAGCUCUGGUAGACAGGGGUUACAGACCAAUAAGAAGGAUAAUCUGAGGAAAGAUAUUAUUGAGAAGCUGAUGAAGAUGUUGGAUGAAGUGAAUCCAUAUGUUAAGCAGUUUAGAACAGCCAGAGAUCGAUUUAAAAUACAACCAGAAGAUUCGUUUCAUAUGAGGAUUGUAAGUAAUCGAUCUAAGGAUGGGAGGACAUAUGAUACCCCUACAGCUUCUGAAGUUGCUGCUCUCAUUCCAGGAGAUUUUUCUUUAGAUAUGGACCCGAGGGAUAUUGUUCUACAACGGAAAUCAGGUCAUCUACAGCGAAUAAAUGAGAUACAUGCUUCUUAUCUUGCCCUUCAGUAUCCUCUCUUAUUUACUUAUGGAGAAGAUGGAUUCAGACUUGGUAUCAAGAAAGGUGUAACAAAAGCUACAAAGAAACAGAAGAAGCCUAAUAUCAGUAUGCGUCAGUACUUUGCUUUUCGCCUUCAUGAACGUAAGAAUGAGUCUCAUUAUCUGUUGCAUUCGAGGAGACUAUUUCAGCAGUUCUUGGUGGAUGCGUACACUACUAUAGAGUCUAAUCGCCUACGCUAUCUGAGGUUUAAUCAGCCUACUUUGCGAUCCGAUAGUUAUGAUUCUAUCAAAGAGUCUGAGAAUGCAGGAAAGGUCGAUAUGAGUGAUCAAGGAUCAGAGUUCGUGUUGCCAGCAUCGUUCACAGGGAGUCCUAGAUAUAUGAAGAAUCUUUACUUGGAUGCUAUGACUGUAUGCAAGCAUUUUGGAUUUCCAGAUCUUUUCAUCACUUUCACUUGUAAUCCGAAAUGGCCAGAGAUCACAAGAUAUGUUAAGUCUCGGAAGCUAAAAGCUGAAGAUAGAUCAGACAUUGUUUGUAGAGUCUUCAAGAUGAAACUUGAUUCACUCAUGGAUGGUUUAACCAAAAAACACCUGCUUGGAAAGACUGUUGCAUCGAUGUACACGGUCGAGUUCCAAAAACGUGGUCUACCACACGCACACAUUCUCUUAUGGAUGAAUCCCGAGCACAAGUUUCCUACAACCGAUGACAUCGACAACAUCAUUUCUGCAGAGAUUCCUGAUAAAUUGAAAGAACCCGAGCUUUAUGAAGUUGUUAAGGAUAUGAUGAUUCACGGUCCUUGUGGUCCUGCCAAUAUGAAUUCUCCAUGUAUGGAGAAUGGGUUGUGCACUAAGUCAUUUCCUAAGCAAUUUGCUAAGCAGACCACUAUUAAUAAAGAAGGAUUUCCGGUUUAUAGGAGGCGAGAACAGUCAGAUAACUUUGUUCUGAAGAAUGGAGUAAAAUGUGACAAUCGGUUUGUUAUUCCAUAUAACAAGAGAUUAUCUCUACGUUUCCGAGCUCACAUUAAUGUGGAGUGGUGCAACCAAGCUGGAUCUAUCAAGUACUUAUUCAAGUACAUUAAUAAGGGACAAGAUCGUGUCACUAUUGCUGUGGAACCGCCAGAUCACAUUGUUGCUAAUGAGUUGGGCAAUGAAGAGAUUACUGUGGAAAAGAUGGAAAAGAAAAGAAAUGAACUGAAGGACUUUUUCGAUUGCAGGUAUGUAAUCAGCUACAGUGCUUUUUUUCUGUUUUGCAGAUAUGUGUCAUCUUGUGAAGGGGCUUGGCGAAUCUUCAAAUUUCCUAUUCACUAUCGAUCAACUGCUGUAGAGAAGCUUAUUUUCCAUCUGCCAGGAAAACAAGUGAUCACUUUUAAAGGAAAGGACAAGCUGAAAGCAGUGGUUAGUCGUAAGUUGAUUGAAAAGACUAUGUUCUUGGCAUGGUUCGAGUUGAAUAAGAUCGAUGAGUUUGCAAGAACACUGCUUUAUUCUCAGAUUCCUAUCUUCUAUAUCUUUGACAAAAAGACUAAGAAGUGGAAGAAGCGGAAAAGAGGUUUCUGUUUAGGAAGAAUAAAUUAUGCUCCGCGGAAACAAGAAGCCGCUUAUUUCUUGCGCAUUUUGCUGAACAUUGUGAGGGGUCCUACCAGUUAUGAUGACUUUAAGACCUUUAACGGAGUUCUCUAUCCUGAAUACAAAGAUGCAUGUUUUGCUCGUGGAUUAUUAGAUGAUGAUCAGGAGUACAUUGAUGAUCUUGUGAGGAGAAGCUACGAAUGCUCUGCAAGUGAUCUACGAGAGUUGUUUGUUAUUAUGCUUAUGAGUAACACUUUGUCUCUGCCAGAGGUCGUAUGGGAAAGCACUUGGCAGUUUUUGUCAGAAGAUAUAGAGCAUAACAGAAGAAAAUAUUUGAAUAGGCCAGGUAUGAAAAUCAUUUGCGAUUCAUCUUUAUAUUACUUCCUACAAUUUCAAUACAUUAGAUUUUUGUCUAAUAUUCUAUCUUAUAUGUACAAUUUUAUUUGUAUAGGAUUAUGCUUGACCAACGAUGAGAAAAAGAAGUAUGCUUUACUAGAGAUUGAGAAGAUCUUGAGACGUAAUGGUACUUCUCUACCAAGAUUAACUACAAAGCCAAAACUGCCAAAGACAAGUGCUCAGGAUUUUAAUGUCUUGAUAGUGGAUGAGCGAAGUUAUUCUCGAGAAACAUUGCAAGAGACUCUUGACAGAGAUAUUCCGAAAAUGACAGAUGAGCAAAAGGAAAUUUAUGAUCAGAUCCUUGCUGCUGUGGACGAAAGGAACGGUGGAAUGUUUUUUCUUUAUGGAUUUGGUGGAACUGGGAAAACUUUUCUUUGGAAGUUACUUUCUGCGGCUAUUAGAUGUCGAGGAGAUAUUGUGAUAAACUGCGCAUCAAGUGGCAUUGCUUCUUUAUUACUACCUGGUGGUAGGACUGCUCAUUCAAGAUUUGGUAUUCCAUUAAAUCCAGACGAGUUUUCAUCGUGUACUAUAGAGCCUGGAAGUGAUCAAGCUAAUUUGAUCAGAGAAUCAUCACUCAUUAUAUGGGACGAAGCGCCGAUGAUGGGGAAACAUUGUUUUGAAGCGUUGGAUAGGACCUUUUCUGAUAUAGUUGGGAAGCAUGCGAGACAGCCUUUUGGUGGAAAGGUAAUUGUCUUUGGGGGUGACUUUAGGCAGGUUCUUCCUGUUAUAAAUAGAGCUGGUAGGGCUGAGAUCGUCUUAGCUUCUCUGAAUAAGUCAUAUCUUUGGGAGCACUGCAAAGUUUUGAAGCUCACCAAGAACAUGCGUUUGUUAUCAGAUGGUUUGUCACCAGAAGAUGCUGCGGAUCUUAGGAAUUUUUCGGAUUGGAUAUUAAAAAUUGGGGAUGGUAAACUUUCAGAGCCUAAUGAUGGUGAAGCGGAGAUAGAUAUUCCAUCAGAAUUUCUUAUUUCAGACUCCAAAGAUCCGAUAGAAGCAAUCAGCACAGCCGUUUAUGGCGAUACUGCUUCUCUACAUGAAAAGAAAGAGGCAAAGUUUUUUCAAGAGAGAGCUAUCUUAUGUCCGACUAAUGAAGAUGUCAAUAUUAUUAAUGACUACAUGCUGGAUCGGCUGGAUGGUGAGGAGAAGAUUUACUACAGUGCUGAUAGUAUAGACCCAAGAGAUAAGGGUUCAGUCAACAAUGAAGCAUUAGGAGCUGAUUUUCUUAACACUAUUAAGGUCUCUGGUUUACCGAAUCAUAGUCUUAGACUGAAGAUUGGUUGUCCAGUCAUGGUUCUGCGAAACAUUCAGCCACAUAAUGGGUUAAUGAACGGCACGAGACUACAGAUAACUCAACUCAUGGACUUUAUGAUUCAAGCUAGGAUCAUAACUGGAGAAAAGGUUGGAAAAUUAGUCUACAUUCCUAGAUUGUUGAUCGAACCAUCAGAUACUCGACUUCCUUUUAAGAUGCGCAGAAGGCAGUUGCCGCUGGCAGUGGCUUUUGCUAUUACAAUAAACAAAAGCCAAGGACAAUCCCUAUCAGAGGUUGGUAUUUAUUUACCAAGACCUGUGUUUUCACACGGACAACUCUAUGUGGCUGUGUCUAGGGUCACUUCUAAAAAAGGACUUAAAAUUCUGGCUCUCGACAAAGAUGGUAAACCUCAAAAGAAAACUACAAAUGUUGUCUUCAAAGAGGUUUUCGAUAACCUGGACAAAUAUCAGUGA